This is a messenger RNA of Dovyalis caffra, 1056 nucleotides long. NCBI's taxonomy places the organism in Eukaryota, Viridiplantae, Streptophyta, Magnoliopsida, Malpighiales, Salicaceae. The record is from the annotation of a GenBank genome assembly.
AUGUACGGAUUCGAGGCGCUAACGUUUAACAUUCAUGGAGGAUACCUGGAAGCGAUCGUAAGGGGUCACAGAUCAGGGCUUUUAACAGCCGCUGAUUAUAACAAUCUUUGCCAGUGUGAAACCCUUGAUGAUAUCAAGAUGCACCUCUCUGCUACCGAGUACGGUCCCUAUCUUCAGAACGAACCUUCACCAUUACAUACCAUUACAAUUGUGGAGAAAUGCACUCUGAAACUAGUCGAUGAGUACAAGCAUAUGCUUAGUCAAGCCACAGAGCCCUUAUCCACCUUCUUGGAGUAUUGCACAUAUGGUCAUAUGAUAGACAAUGUUGUCCUGAUUGUAACUGGAACCUUGCAUGAGAGAGAUGUUCAGGAACUAUUGGAGAAAUGCCAUCCUUUGGGCAUGUUUGACAGUAUUGCCACCCUGGCUGUUGCUCAGAAUAUGCGGGAGCUUUACAGAUUGGUGCUUGUUGAUACACCGCUGGCACCAUACUUCUCAGAAUGCAUCACAUCAGAUGACUUGGAUGACAUGAAUAUUGAAAUUAUGAGGAAUACUCUUUACAAGGCAUAUCUUGAGGAUUUUUACAGGUUUUGUCAGAAACUUGGAGGUGCCACAUCUGAGAUCAUGUCUGACCUCCUUUCCUUUGAGGCUGACAGAAGGGCUGUCAAUAUCACCAUAAAUAGCAUUGGCACCGAGCUGACCCGGGAGGAUCGUAGGAAAUUGUACUCUAAUUUUGGCUUACUCUAUCCUUAUGGACAUGAGGAACUUGCUGUCUGUGAGGACUUGGAUCAGGUUCGUGGUGUCAUGGAAAAAUAUCCUCCUUAUCAGUCAAUCUUUGCCAAGUUGUCAUAUGGUGAGAGCCAGCUUCUUGACAAGGCAUUUUAUGAAGAAGAAGUGAAAAGGUUAUGCUUAGCUUUUGAGCAACAGUUCCAUUAUGCUGUCUUCUUUGCAUACAUAAGAUUGAGGGAGCAGGAGAUCAGGAAUCUGAUGUGGAUAUCUGAAUGCGUGGCUCAGAAUCAGAAGUCUAGAGUUCAUGACAGUGUUGUCUUCAUAUUUUAG